This is a messenger RNA of Alternaria conjuncta, 1503 nucleotides long. RefSeq lists its product as uncharacterized. Bases 1 to 1503 code for a protein of 500 amino acids. The record is from RefSeq and is a predicted model, not a curated record. Gene Ontology annotation, molecular function: L-histidine transmembrane transporter activity; L-lysine transmembrane transporter activity; L-glutamate transmembrane transporter activity. Gene Ontology annotation, cellular component: fungal-type vacuole membrane. Lineage: Eukaryota; Fungi; Ascomycota; Dothideomycetes; Pleosporales; Pleosporaceae. Gene Ontology annotation, biological process: amino acid transmembrane transport. The transcript has 4 exons.
AUGGCUUCCUACUCCGCCAUCGGCCCCGAGCCAACAGACGCAGACCCCAUGACUUCGAGCACCGGGUCGCUGAGAGGGCGACGGAGAGGCAGAGGAAAACAAGACGUCGGAUUCAAGGGCCAGGCAACAUGGAUAUCCAGUGUCAUUAACCUGGCCAACACCAUUCUCGGUGCCGGCCUCCUCGCCAUGCCCUCCGCGCUCUCCAAAAUGGGCAUCUUCCUCGGCAUCUUCGUUAUCGCAUGGGCUGGCACGACCGCAGGCUUUGGCCUCUACCUCCAGACGCGAUGCGCGCGCUACAUUGACCGCGGACAUGUAUCCUUUGCGACACUGUCUCAGAUGACAUAUCCGAACCUGUCCAUCAUCUUCGACGCUGCCAUCGCCGUCAAGUGCUUUGGCGUGGCCGUCAGCUAUCUUAUCAUCAUUGGAGAUCUGAUGCCGGGUGUGGUUCGAGGAUUUGCGCCGGGCGCUGGAGACAUCACCUUUCUGGUCGACAGGCAGUUCUGGAUCACGGCAUUCAUGCUCAUCGUCAUUCCGCUGUCCUUCCUGCGCCGUCUCGACUCGCUCAAGUACACCAGCGUAAUCGCCCUCUUCUCCAUCGCCUACCUCGUCAUACUCGUCGUAGCCCACUUCCUCAAAGGCGACACGAUAGCCGAUCGCGGCAACGUCCGUGUCUUCGAAUGGGCGGGCCCAGUCUCCGCACUCGCUGCCUUCCCCGUCAUCGUCUUCGCCUACACGUGCCACCAGAACAUGUUCUCGAUCCUGAACGAGAUAGCCGACAACUCUCACUUCCAGACCACCACCGUCAUCUUCGCUUCCAUCGGAGGCGCAUGCGGACUGUACAUCCUCACCGGCAUCACAGGCUACCUAUCCUACGGCGACAACAUCCACGGCAACAUCGUCUCCAUGUACCCCACCGCCGCCGCCAGCACCAUCGGCCGCCUCGCCAUCGUCAUCCUCGUCAUGUUCUCCUACCCCCUCCAAAUCCACCCCUGCCGCGCCAGCAUCGACGCAUGUCUAAAGUGGCGCCCCGGCGGCCGCAAACAAAGCGAAAGCAGCCCCUCACGAAACACACUCAUGAACAACACACCCAAACCCGGCGCUCCCAAGAGCAACGAGAUGAGCGACUUGAAAUUCGCAGUCAUUUCCACCGUCCUCAUCAUCCUCUCCUUCAUCACCGCCAUGACCGUUUCUAGUCUGGAGAAAGUACUGGCUUAUGUUGGUAGCACGGGUUCUACGACGAUUUCCUUCAUUCUACCGGGGUUGUUUUAUUACAAGAUCUCUGACCCGGAAUCUUCACACCACCAGCGUCUUGUUAAGGAUGAAGACGACGAAGAUGAGUAUCAGAGUGGAGAGGCGGAGGGGUAUGUCACGAGCGAGGGACAUCUUAAUCGUGAUUUCAGAAGGGGCCUACUGCGUAAUUUGGCGCUUGCUUUGAGCAUUUACGGUGUUGUUGUUAUGGUCGUUUGUCUCAUUACGAAUACCUUUUUGGUCGCGGCGCAUUGA